This is a messenger RNA of Oppiella nova, 2454 nucleotides long. Lineage: Eukaryota; Metazoa; Arthropoda; Arachnida; Sarcoptiformes; Oppiidae. The record is from the annotation of a GenBank genome assembly.
AUGGUCAAGGACGAGAACGGAAGUCCGGCGCCGUUGCGUCGAUACUCGGGUGAGACGGUUGUCAUAUCCCUUCCCGACGACAAGACUAUCUACGACUACGACUGGCUGGGCGUUUGGUGCGAGGAAUUCAACGUAGACUUCGGACACAUCCGUAUCCCUCAACACAUACGAGUGCCGCCAUCGCCCAAAAUGCUGGGCAUUAAGCCAGAGGUGAGUCCCAACGAGAGGGCCAUUAUAGGCCUCCCGCCGCCCGUACCGCCCGAACGCCGGGUUAAGCCUACGAGACGUCGUCGACCGCCGACUCCGAAACGGUUGGGCACUGCGGCGACGAUACUUUACGACGAAUUGGGUUACGAAUUACGUUGGGUUAUGGAUGGCGACGAUAUUGUCAUGCAAUUGGUCGGCAAAGUCGACCCGAACGAAUACAUGUCAUUCGGUUUAAGCAAAGAUGACGCCAAGUCUGAGAUGAUAGGCACGGAUGCCGUGGUUGCGUGGGUAGGACCGGGCGGUAAUGGACGGGCUGUUGACUAUUUUCUGGGCAGUAAAGAGCAGUGUGUUGGCAAUCGUGGCUCGUGUCCCGACGUUAAGCAAAAGGGGGCCUCAGAUAGCGUAACACUAUUACACGCGGCUAUAGUCAAUGGAUUCAGCAUGGUCACUUUCAAACGACCACAGUUAGGACUGGAUGAACAGUACGAUCAGCACAUAUACAGCGACGGCCCACAAGCUGUCAUGUGGGCUAUCGGUCCCCUUAAUGAGCGUCAGGAGACAUCCUAUCAUAGGCUACAUAACCAGGGUGAUAUGUUCAUAGACUUUGCACGUACACCCAAAUGGAACUGCCCCCUACCGGAUGAGACUAUUAAGCAAAUGGCACCGGGAGGUCAGGGUCUCAAGCCUACAGCCCGCCCUCAGCUACGACCCCAGGCUGUUGAGGCACCACAACCUCCACCACAACAACAGUCUCGACCACAACUACAGCCCCGACCGGCACAACCCCAACCCCCACCCCCUCGGCAACAGUCAGCCCCACAACAAGUCCAGUCCCAACCCAAUCCCAAUGCAUGGCGAGUGCCGCCCAUUGUAUGUCCGGCCGAUACGACCCUAAGGGCUCAGAUUGGACCCACUGGUGGUACAAAGGGUUAUCAGGCUAUUACCGGUAAAGUGGGCUGGGGUAUAGCCUGGUACAUUAAUGGGCUCCUAAUACCGGAGUUGACGUUGCAGCGAGGAAAAACCUACACAUUCAUCGUGGAGGGGGGUAACGACAAAAACAACUCCGCCCGACGACACCCCCUAUACCUGUCGGACGAUCCGGACGGGGGUUUCGACUACAAGACGGACGCCCAGCGACAGAACGAACAGAUCUUCGGUGGGGUCGGUAUCACACCCGACGGGGUUAUCCUACCGACUAGUGAGGGCCGGCUAUGCGAAUGGAAAGUGAAUACUCAAAACCCCCGGCGCCCGGAGGACUACCAAAACUUUUUCGACUUUCAACGCAGUUUGAACCUGGAGUGUGCUCAGGGUAACUCAGGGGUACUCAGGUUUACCCCGGAUAACCAGACUCCGGACCUCAUAUACUACCACUGCUAUACGCACCGGAACCUGGGCUGGAAGAUACAUAUAGUGGACAGUUGUGAUCAGCACCAGCUGUUUGGACAGUCGUCUAUACCAAAGCCCUCUGUUUUGAAACCCAAUCCAAACGCAAAGUCCGGUCCGCACGAUAUACACGACAAACAUACCGUUCCCCUUCAUUUAGAUAAAGGCGUAGAGAGUGGACAUGUAUUUUUCCCUGACCUGAAACGUACUGGUGCUAAUACUACUAGUGCUAAUAAUCAAAAACAUGAUACAUAUAAGCCAUCGGUUAGGCCGUUGAUAGCCCUCCAGAAGCCUAACCACAAACAUAGGCCCAACUCGUCGCCAAAGCCGGUGGUGCCGCAGAUCCCGGCCCCGCAAUACGUGCCGUUAAGUCUGCCACCACUGGGCGGACAGCCAUAUCACGGACCGCCGCCCUAUCUCUUCUCAUACCCGACUCCACAGCAAUCGUACGGCGAGUUUCCCAUCGGUCCAAUCAAAGCCUUCGAUCAGGUAUUCCGACCGCCACCACCUCCACCACCCGCACACAUAUCGCACCCACAGUACAUACCCGUCCCCUUAGACACCGUCCCUCAACCUCAACACUCAGCGCCGUUAGUCUCGUCACCGGUAGAUAAUCUUCACACGGGAUUCGUGCCAAUGCUCAUCAAAACCGCCAAUCAGUCUAUUGUCAAACACUUUGAGCUCAAAGCCCAACACCAGUCGCCACACAAACCCCAACCCCCGUCAUCCCUGUCCACAUCCCAGUCCACCUCCAGUUCCAACCCAUUCUCCCAAAACAAUUCCGUUCCCUUCGCGCCCACCUUUCGGGCCCCGAGUCCUGACUUCAGUGGCUUUAAUAUAUCACAUUAUGGGGAACUGGCGCCC